Messenger RNA from Macrobrachium nipponense, 1714 nucleotides. Its product is annotated as GAS2-like protein pickled eggs. Gene Ontology annotation, biological process: actin crosslink formation; protein localization to microtubule plus-end; regulation of microtubule polymerization or depolymerization. Gene Ontology annotation, cellular component: cytoplasm; microtubule plus-end; stress fiber. The transcript is spliced from 5 exons. The record is from RefSeq and is a predicted model, not a curated record. The coding region runs from base 695 to 1699 and encodes 334 amino acids. NCBI's taxonomy places the organism in Eukaryota, Metazoa, Arthropoda, Malacostraca, Decapoda, Palaemonidae. Gene Ontology annotation, molecular function: actin filament binding; microtubule binding; cytoskeletal adaptor activity.
AUAAAAUCACAUUUUCAGUGUGUGUUGUGACUGUGUCGAGGCUGGGUCGUUGUUGGCUCGCUCCUUCGCACACCGCUGAAACGUGAUUCGUCCUUCCACUCUUCCAGUUUCAUCAUUAUUUCUCUAACGAUUUUCCUAGUUUUCUGAAACUUGGAAAUAAUUGUUAGAAAUAAAAUAAAAAAUGAAAUGUUGUGCUUCCUAACUUAUAACACGCCUACCCAGUAUUUUAGUUAGAAAAUACUGCAAGAGACAAUAGGCUAACUCAAAAGAAAAUACACAAUGUUUAGUAACUGAAACUAACAUACAACGAUUGCACAGUGAAACCUAAUUUUUAGUUACAAAGUCGCUUACUUACUAAAAAAUUAACAAAUAAAAUAAAACUCUUGGUCUUACAGUGUGUAGAGCAAACCAGUGUUCGAAAUUUGAGUGCGUCUAAGUGUCUUAUGAUAACAGAAAUGGUCUGCUUGUGAUAAAAGGAUAUAAUAAUAUAUAGUUGGUCAGUUUUAAAUUCAGAUCAUCAAGUCGGCAGACAAUUAAUUGUUGCCAUAAUGUUAUAGUUACAUAUACUCGUCUAAUUAUAUCGCGUGAGCCAACGAAUCACUAACAGGGAAUAGAAAGCCGUUCCCUUAAAACUGAAUUAAAUAAAGAAAACAGUUGAUCAAUAAGUGGACUCAGGAAAAGGGCAGCCAGCCCAAUGUCUGCCGCAGAUUGUUGCACGACCCUCCUCACCACAGGCGGGGGGGAGGGUCACACGACCAACCAUGCUUCCCAGGGGCACGACCUCUCCCAGGACAACACCGACGGCGACUCCAUCAUGCUGCUCGAGCCCAGGCCUUUCAGGCCCUUCAAAACCUCCGAGGAGUACCUCUACGCCAUGAGGGAGGACUUGGCCGAGUGGCUCCACAAUCUGUAUAACUUGGAUAUCAAUGUCGAUAACUUCUUCGAGGUUCUGGAGACGGGAGAAGUCCUCUGUGGGCACGCCAACAACGUGCGCCGCCUGGCGGAGGAGCUUCGUCAGCAGCAGCAGACAGACCCCUUGCAGAGCCUCCCCGACGUCGGCAGCACCCCCGGCCGUAAGUACUCCUCCAAGUGGGAGAUCCCGCCCUACGACGUCCACUACCGGAGCGACGUGAUCCAGGGCUCCUUCUUCGCCCGGGACAACAUCCACAACUUCAUCACGUGGUGCCGCGACCUUGGCAUCCACGAGGUGCUGCUCUUCGAGACGGACGACCUCGUCCUCAGGAAGAACGAGAAGCACGUCAUCCUGUCGCUGCUCGAGGUGGCCAGGAGGGGCGCCAGAUUCGGCAUGGCGGCCCCUCUCCUGGUGCAGAUGGAGGCCGACAUAGACAGGGAGCUGGAGCAGGAACGCUUGGCGGAGGAGCGGAUGGCGGAGAGCGGAGGGCAGUUCAACGAGGACGAGGCCUGGGCCAACGGAGGUCACGACCUGACCCCGCCCGAGCCGCCGAAGGUCUUCUACGGACCCCAGGCCCAGAUCAUCACCAACGACCUCAAAUCUCUCGACGAAAUGACAUUGGUAAAAAGGAUCCCGGAUGUGAGUAACUUGUCAGAUCAUAUUAGCAACCCCUCCAGUUUUGUGACACUGGCACUCUAUCUCUCUGCUUUCGGCACUCAUUUUGGCACUCUUGAAAGGAGCGAGGGACACUUAACGAAUACAAUAAGGAAGGAGGGAUCAGGGUAAUUUUAUUAUUAAACC